Messenger RNA from Candidozyma haemuli, 498 nucleotides. RefSeq lists its product as uncharacterized. The transcript has 2 exons. The record is from RefSeq and is a predicted model, not a curated record. The coding region runs from base 1 to 498 and encodes 165 amino acids. NCBI's taxonomy places the organism in Eukaryota, Fungi, Ascomycota, Pichiomycetes, Serinales, Metschnikowiaceae.
AUGAAUCUUCCAGAACCAGAGUAUGACCUGAAUCGUCACCGUUCGUCCGCCACCAUCACCAGCGGUUUUGUGGCUCCUGGCGAUAUCACCAACUACAGCACCAUGGCCGUCGCUUCCAAACUCAAUCAGCUUUCGUUGGAAGUAAGCGUACAACAUGGUACGCAACAGAUUCGCCUCUUAGAAGGCAGAAUCGAACGACGGGCGCCAACAGAACUGAAAUGCCCCGUGGGUAUUUUUCUCUUGAGUCCCGAGGGAACCCAAGCGUUGGUUUCUGGUAACCUCUUACGCUCAUGUGUGGAUUUUAUUGAGUUGUGUGAAGAGGAGUGGGAUAUCACAGAAUGCUACAUCAUGGUUCCAAAACAGGUAAGCGAAGCCCAGCCGGUGGUGAAGUUUUUGAAUCGGAGCCUCGAUAUGGCAUUUGUCGACGAGAGAAAGAGCAUCCCUCAAUUGGAUGGUUUUGAUACCUUGGAUUGGUAUGUGUGUAAAUGUGAUCUAUGA